Molecule: messenger RNA, 3093 nt
Organism: Myotis davidii
Lineage: Eukaryota; Metazoa; Chordata; Mammalia; Chiroptera; Vespertilionidae
Gene: ZC3H18
Product: zinc finger CCCH-type containing 18
Exons: 19
Coding region: 15-2969 (984 amino acids)
Source: RefSeq, a predicted model, not a curated record
AACUGUGGGUACCCAUGGAUGUGGCUGAGAGCCCUGAACGGGACCCUCGCUCUCCAGAGGACGAAGAGGAGGAGCAGCAAGGGCUCUCCGACGAUGACAUUCUGAGAGAAAGUGGGUCUGAUCAGGAUUUGGACAAAGCUGCAGGGAGGGCUUCUGAUUUGGAGGAUGAGGAAAAUGCUGUCCUAGGACUGAGCCAGGAGGAAGAGGAAAGUCGCUCUGAUGAGGAGGAUCAGGACCAGGACUCUGAGCCUCAGGAGCUGAACAGGGGCCCUACGAGCCCCCCACAUGCAGAGGAAGGGGAUGGGGGGGAGGAAGACCGCACAAGUGAUCUGAGGGACGAGGCCUCCUCGGUCACCAGGGAACUGGACGAGCAUGAGUUAGACUAUGAUGAGGAGGUCCCUGAAGAGCCAGCCCCCACUGGGCAGGAGGACGGAGCAGAGAAGGCUGGGGCAGAGGAGGAUGAGGAAAAGGGAGAAGGAGCUCCCGAGGAGGAGGGAAAGGCCGAUGUCCACAGUGUGGAAGAAAAGGAGCCCCCGGAGGCAGCCAAGGAGAAAAAAAAAGAGGAUGACGACGGAGAGAUUGAUGAUGGGGAGAUCGAUGAUGAUGAUCUGGAAGAGGGCGAAGUAAAGGAUCCCAGUGACAGGAAGGUGAGGCCUCGUCCCACCUGCCGAUUCUUCAUGAAAGAUGUUGUGACACCAUUAUCCACUCUUCUUCCACCAAUAUCAAAUUCCAUACCAUUCAGAGACCAGGUUAAAGGGAACUGUACCUGGGGAAUGAAUUGUAGGUUUAUACACCCUGGAGUCAACGACAAGGGCAACUACUCCCUCAUCACCAAAGCCGAACCUUUCCCGCCUAACGGUGCCCCACCUCUCGGACCUCACCCACUGAUGCCUGCCAACCCUUGGGGUGGGCCAGUAGUUGAUGAAAUUUUGCCUCCACCCCCUCCAGAACCCCCCACAGAGAGUGCCUGGGAACGAGGACUUCGGCAUGCAAAGGAGGUUUUAAAAAAAGCAACCAUUCGAAAAGAACAGGAGCCUGAUUUUGAAGAGAAAAGGUUUACUGUGACCAUUGGUGAGGAUGAACGGGAGUUUGACAAAGAAAAUGAAGUUUUCCGAGAUUGGAAUUAUCGGAUUACAAGAGAUGUCAGAGACACAGCACUUGAGCCUUAUGCAGAUCCUUAUUAUGAUUAUGAAAUAGACCGGUUCUGGCGUGGCGGGCAGUAUGAGAAUUUCAGGGUGCAAUAUACAGAAACAGAACCGUACCAGAAUUACCGGGAAAGUCAGGAGGGCACUUCACUUCUUCCCAGCCACCUAAAGAUCAAAGCCUGCCAAGAGCGAGAGAACAGACAGCGAGAGCGCGAGCGGGAGCGUGAGCGAGACCGAGAACGAGAGCGCCGACAGCGGGAGCGGGAGCGGGAGCGAGAGCGAGAGCGCGACAAGGAGCGGCAGCGGAGGAAAGAGGAGUGGGAGCGAGAGCGAGCCAAACGGGACGAGAAGGACAGACAGCACAGAGACCGAGACAGAGAGAAAGAGCGGGAGAAGGAAAAGGAGAAGCCAAAGCCCCGCUCCCCACAGCCACCAAGCCGACAAGCUGAGCCACCAAAGAAGGAGGCAGUCUCUGCUGGGCCACAGGUGAAGCGAGCAGAUGAGUGGAAAGACCCUUGGCGCCGGUCCAAGUCUCCCAAGAAGAAACUUGGUGUAUCGGUCUCCCCUAGCCGUGCACGAAGGCGUCGAAAAACGUCAGCCUCAUCAGCCUCUGCCUCCAAUUCCUCCAGGUCGUCUUCACGGUCCUCCUCCUACUCUGGCUCUGGUUCGUCCAGGUCUCGGUCCCGGUCCUCAUCCUACAGCUCCUACUCUAGCCGGUCUUCCAGACACAGCUCCUUCUCAGGCAGCCAGUCCAGGUCCCGAUCCUUUUCCUCAUCCCCGUCCCCCUCUCCAACGCCUUCUCCACACAGACCUGUCCGAACCAAGGGGGAGCCAGCUCUGCCUCCUGGGAAAGCAGGAGAGAAGAUGGUGAAGAAACCAGCCCCACCUCCAGCCCCACCACAGGCCCCCAAGACCACUGCCCCCACCCCUGAGCCUGCCAAGCCAGGAGACCCUCGGGAAGCCAGGAGGAGGGAGCGCCAAGCCAGGACCCCCCCCAGGAGGCGGACCAUCAGUGGCAGUGGCAGUGGCAGCAGCUACAGCGGCUCUAGUUCCAGAUCCAGGUCCUUGAGCGUGAGUAGCGUCUCCUCAGUGUCCAGCGCCACGUCAAGCAGCAGCUCAGUGCACAGCGUGGACUCAGACGACAUGUACGCAGACCUGGCCAGCCCUGUGUCCUCAGCCAGCUCACGGUCCCCCACCCCAGCCCAGACCAAGAAGGAGAAAGGAAAAUCUAAAAAAGAAGAUGGCGUUAAAGAGGAUAAGCGGAAAAGGGAUUCAUCCACACAGCCACCCAAAUCCUCAAAAUCUUCCACAGGCAGUAAAUCCUCCCAGCAGCCCACAACUCCCCAGCAGGCACCCUCUGGGCAGCCCCAGCAGGGUACAUUUGUGGCACACAAGGAGAUCAAGUUGACACUGCUGAACAAGGCCGCUGAUAAAGGGAGCAGGAAGCGAUAUGAGCCCUCAGACAAGGACAGGCUAAGCCCUCCUCCAGCCAAGCGGGCCAACUUAUCCCCAGACCGAGGUUCUCGGGACCGGAAGUCAGGUGGGAGAUUGGGCUCUCCCAAGCCAGAACGGCAGAGAGGCCAGAAUUCCAAGGCUCCCGUGGCCCUGCCAGACAGGAAGCGUCAACUGUCGCCCCAGUCCAAGAGCUCCAGCAAGGUCACAAGUGUGCCUGGUAAAGCCUCAGACGCCGGCACCGCUGCCUCCACGGGCACCAAAUCAGGGAAGGCCAGCACGCUGUCGAGGCGGGAGGAGCUCCUAAAACAGCUCAAAGCCGUGGAGGACGCCAUUGCUCGCAAGCGGGCCAAGAUUCCCGGGAAAGUGUAAUGGGCCCCGCGGGCUCAGCUCCCCUGCCAGAGGCAAAGACUAUGUGUUUUUAUAAAUAGGGUAAGCGCAGCCAUUUUGGAUUUUGCAGUUAAUGUCUUAUUUUGGCUGUGAUUCUUUUUAAAAA